Molecule: messenger RNA, 803 nt
Organism: Pristis pectinata (smalltooth sawfish)
Lineage: Eukaryota; Metazoa; Chordata; Chondrichthyes; Rhinopristiformes; Pristidae
Gene: ovca2
Product: OVCA2 serine hydrolase domain containing
Exons: 2
Coding region: 76-762 (228 amino acids)
Biological process (GO): response to retinoic acid
Cellular component (GO): cytoplasm; nucleus
Source: RefSeq, a predicted model, not a curated record
UAUACGAGGUCGCGGUAGCCCCGUCGGACCGGUUUGGCCGGCGGGACUCCACCAGCUGCCGUUGCCGUGGGUGUAAUGGCUCCGCUGCUGCGCAUUUUCUGCGUCCACGGUUACCGGCAGAACGAGCGGUCGUUCCGGGAGCGGACCGGCUCCCUGCGGAAACUGCUGCGGAAACGGGCCGAGCUGUUCUACGUGUCCGCGCCGCUCAGGGUGCCGCCUCUAGGGGGCCCGGGUCGGCCGCUCGCUGCUGCCGGAGACGAGACUCCAGCAGCGGAGACCGAGGCAGAUGGUCUUGGUUGGUGGUUCUCGAACCCAGAGGAGGAGAGUUUUAAUGCUUUGGACCACGUGGAGUCCUGCAAAGGGCUGGAAGAAUCACUGGAGACCAUCGCCAAAGCCAUGACCGAGUUGGGCCCAUUCGAUGGUAUCAUGGGCUUUAGUCAAGGAGCAGCUCUUGUGUCCAUGAUCUGUGCCCUCAGGCAGCAGGGAGACCCCAGAUUCCAGUUUAAUUUUGCAAUCCUCAUCGCUGGCUUUCGGAGCAGGUGCAAACUGCACAACCAUUUCUACAGGGAGCCCAUUACUCUUCCUUCUCUCCAUGUGUUUGGUGAAACUGAUCGGGUCAUCCCUGGGGAGCUGAGCCAGGAGCUGUCCACCUCCUUUCUGAAUCCUACGCUUCUCACUCACCCAGGAGGACAUUUUGUCCCAACCUCUGCACCCCAGAAACAGGUUUACUUCGAAUUCCUGGAAAAGUUUCAGCAGAAAUAAGAGACCACAAAUGCUUGUACCAUUAAAACAUUUCUACUGGA